GAGCAUAGUUGGAUGCCAACACAGUUAUCUAUAUAAAAGUGGCAGCAAUUUGGGGGAAAAAAGAAAAUAGAUUUCAAAAAAAGAGAAGAAUAGGCAAACAGAAGCGUUCUAAAUCCGAAGACGCGGACACAGUGGGGCGGUUUGCGACGUUCUCCACCGGCCUAAUUUCGCAUCUUUCCGAUCACCGGAAAAAUGACCGGCCAUGACUCCAAGUAUUUCUCCACCACUAAAAAGGGAGAAAUCCCUGAGCUCAAAGAGGAACUCAAUUCUCAGUAUAAGGACAAGAGAAAGGAUGCUGUCAGAAAAGUGAUUGCUGCCAUGACUGUUGGGAAAGAUGUUUCAUCUCUAUUCACGGAUGUUGUGAAUUGCAUGCAAACGGAAAACCUGGAGCUUAAGAAGCUUGUUUAUCUAUAUCUCAUAAACUAUGCUAAAAGCCAGCCUGAUCUCGCCAUACUUGCUGUUAAUACUUUUGUUAAGGACUCACAAGACCCAAAUCCUCUAAUUCGUGCGUUGGCUGUACGGACGAUGGGAUGCAUUCGUGUCGACAAGAUUACAGAGUAUCUUUGUGAUCCCCUUCAGAGAUGUCUCAAGGAUGAUGAUCCAUAUGUUCGCAAGACAGCAGCAAUAUGUGUUGCUAAACUGUAUGACAUUAAUGCCGAGCUAGUUGAAGAUAGAGGGUUUUUAGACGCUCUUAAAAAUCUGAUAUCCGACAAUAAUCCUAUGGUUGUGGCAAAUGCUGUUGCGGCUCUUGCAGAAAUUCAAGAUAACAGCAGCAGGCCUGUAUUUCAGAUCACCAGUCAGACUCUUACAAAACUUCUUACUGCUCUAAAUGAAUGCACUGAGUGGGGUCAAGUUUUCAUAUUGGAUGCACUUUCAAAGUACAAGGCUGUUGAUGCUCGUGAAGCUGAAAGUAUUGUGGAGCGUGUCACUCCACGUUUACAACAUGCAAAUUGUGCUGUUGUCCUUUCAGCUAUCAAGAUGAUUAUUCAAAAAAUGGAACUUAUAAGCAGUCCUGAUGUGGUUCGUAACCUUUGCAAGAAAAUGGCUCCACCUCUUGUGACAUUACUGUCUGCAGAACCUGAGAUCCAAUAUGUGGCUCUAAGAAACAUAAACCUUAUUGUACAACGAAGGCCUACAAUUCUUGCUCAUGAAAUUAAGGUGUUUUUCUGCAAGUAUAAUGAUCCAAUUUAUGUGAAGAUGGAAAAGUUGGAAAUCAUGAUCAAACUUGCUUCAGACAGAAACAUAGACCAGGUUCUAUUGGAGUUUAAAGAAUAUGCUACAGAAGUGGAUGUAGAUUUCGUCAGAAGAGCUGUGCGUGCUAUCGGACGCUGUGCUAUCAAGUUAGAUAGAGCAGCUGAGCGGUGCAUAAGCGUUCUGCUCGAGCUGAUCAAGAUUAAAGUGAACUAUGUAGUUCAGGAGGCCAUUAUAGUCAUCAAAGAUAUUUUUAGGAGAUAUCCUAAUACUUAUGAGUCCAUCAUUGCGACACUGUGUGAGAGUUUAGAUACAUUAGACGAGCCUGAGGCCAAGGCAUCAAUGAUUUGGAUCAUUGGUGAAUAUGCGGAAAGAAUUGACAAUGCUGAUGAACUCCUAGAAAGCUUUUUAGAGACCUUCCCCGAAGAACCUGCUCAAGUUCAGUUGCAAUUGCUGACAGCAACUGUUAAACUAUUUCUUAAAAAACCAACUGAAGGCCCUCAGCAGAUGAUUCAGGUUGUAUUGAAUAAUGCCACGGUUGAGACUGACAAUCCAGAUUUACGAGAUCGUGCAUACAUAUACUGGCGCCUUCUUUCAACUGAUCCAGAGGCAGCAAAGGAUGUUGUGUUGACUGAGAAGCCUGUGAUAAGUGAUGACUCAAACCUUCUUGAUCCAUCCCUUCUUGACGAGCUUCUUGCCAACAUUGCCACAUUAUCCUCUGUGUAUCACAAGCCCCCAGAGGCAUUUGUAACUCGUGUAAGAAGUACUCAAAGACCUGAAGAAGAUGAGUACCCAGACGGAGGGGAACCUGGAUAUUCAGAGGCGCCUUCUCAAGGAAUCGAGAGGGGAGCAUCACCACCACCUUCCUCAAUCAAUGUUCAUGCUGUAGCACGACAAGCUGUCCAUGCAGCUCCUGUACCAGAUUUACUUGAUCUGAUGGGGGAUGGAAAUAGUAGUAGUAAUGCUGUUGUAGCCCAGGCCGAUGUCCUCACUCUGCCAGUUAUGUUGCCUGCCUCAAGCGGUCAAGGUUUACAAAUCAGCGCGCAACUGAUAAGGAAAGAUGGCCAGAUAUUUUACUGCAUAUUAUUUGAGAACAAUACACAGGUUCCCCUUGACGGGUUCAUGAUUCAGUUCAACAAGAAUACAUUUGGCCUUGCGGCUGCUGGGCCACUGCAGGUCCCUCAAGUGCAACCUCGGUCAUCAGCCAGAACUCUUCUUCCUAUGGUUUUGUUCCAAAAUGUAGCUCCUGGUCCACCAAACACACUUCUACAGGUUGCUGUGAAAAAUUCUCAGCAACCUGUGUGGUACUACAAUGAUAAAAUUUCACUACUGGUUCUUUUUACUGAGGAUGGGAGGAUGGAGCGCACAUCCUUUCUUGAGACAUGGAAGUCAUUGCCCGACUCAAACGAGGUCUUAAGGGACUUUCCAGCCAUUGUGAUAAAUAGUGUGGAAGCUACACUUGACCGGUUGGCUUCAUCGAAUAUGUUUUUUAUUGCAAAGCGUAAAAAUGCGAACCAGGAAGUCCUGUACCUCUCGGCCAAGAUCCCUAGAGCAAUCCCAUUUUUAAUUGAACUAACAAUGGUGGUCGGAAUUCCUGGUCUCAAGUGUGCAAUUAAAACACCUAAUCCUGAAAUGGCUUCUCUUUUCUUUGAAGCCCUCGAAAGCCUUCUUAAAAGUUAAUUGACAUACAUCCCCCCCCCCCCCCCCCCCAAAAAAAAAAAAAAAAAAAGUCCCUUACCUUUCUCCUUUAGCUUUCUUUUUUCUUUUUUCUUUUUUCCAACUACUUCUCCAUCAGUUGAUCCCCUUUUCUCUUAAAGGUUGUUUACUGAAUAUACUGUUAACUCUAAAUUAAUUUUGAUGCUGCAAUUUGCAUUAUUAGUCGGUC
This is a messenger RNA of Daucus carota subsp. sativus, 3076 nucleotides long. Its product is annotated as beta-adaptin-like protein B. The coding region runs from base 193 to 2871 and encodes 892 amino acids. The transcript has 15 exons. Lineage: Eukaryota; Viridiplantae; Streptophyta; Magnoliopsida; Apiales; Apiaceae. Gene Ontology annotation, molecular function: clathrin binding. The record is from RefSeq and is a predicted model, not a curated record. Gene Ontology annotation, cellular component: clathrin adaptor complex; membrane coat. Gene Ontology annotation, biological process: vesicle-mediated transport; intracellular protein transport.